GGCAUUGGGCACAGCAAAAGUCUGAUGUUCAGUUUCACAUUGGUGGCAUCCAUCGGCUACGGCAACAUUUAUCCGGCGACGGAUGCUGGAAGAGUGUUUUGCAUUGUCUUCACGUUGAUUGCGACGCCGGCUCUGGUGGUGGCUUAUCUAGGGGCAGCGAGGAAAAUGAUAGAUUUCACACGAGUAGUUGCGAUGCUUUUCAACAAGACGAACAUUCUGACUUUUCACAAAUACGACACGGAUGGCUCUGGACAGCUGGAUUCCGACGAGUUUGCUGCAGCUCUGCGGGAUCUAGGAUACCCCGUCGCAGACAACGAUGUGAGGAUGAUUAUGGAAGAGGUCAACAUUUGUGACACAACGCUUGUAACCAUCCAAGAGUUCGGCCAAGCUCUGAUAUUGCUGGAGUUUCCUACGGCACGACAAGAGAAGCACCGCCUGAGUGCGAUGAUCAGCUUCAGUGCGACUUUGACUUGGUUGCUCGCUGGUGCUUUGUGUUUCCAGCAGAUCGAGAGGUGGAGCUUCAUCGAGUCCAUGUGGUUUUGCUGGGAGACGCUCAUGACAAUCGGCUUGGGUGACCUCGUGCCCCAGACAGUGCUGGGCCGAUGGUUCAACCUUGCUUACAGCUUCUUGGGCCUUGGAUUCAUUUCCGUUCUGCUCCAGAGCGUGGUGGACCUUCUGUCGAAGCACAGCUCCAUCAUCGGGAGGCUUGAAAUGCGGAUAUUGGAGGCGGGCUCGGCUUCAACACCUUCCUUCAAGAACUUGAAGCUGCAGCAGAAGGUCGUUAGAAAGCGUGCCUCGGCACUGUCAUCCCGGCGCAUGUCGUCGUGUUUGGUCAAUCGAGCUUUCCCGGGUUUGUUUCUGUGA
This is a messenger RNA of Symbiodinium necroappetens, 864 nucleotides long. NCBI's taxonomy places the organism in Eukaryota, Dinophyceae, Suessiales, Symbiodiniaceae. The record is from the annotation of a GenBank genome assembly.